AUGAAUUCAUCCGUGGAUCUUGAUCAGGAGAAUGACUCAAUUAGAGUAGAAACAAGAGCCAUUGCCAUCAGCCUGUCCUUCGGUUUUCUGGCAUUCCUUACGCUAAUUUCUAACGUUUUAGUGCUGUUGGUACUUCAUCGGGGUCGCAACCAUUUCGAUGAAGUCAUGCGAAUUCUGAUCCAAAUAUUAGCGAUAACAGAUCUAAUGGGUGGCAUCCCUGGUUGCCUGUUACAGAGUCUUCACCAUUCUUUGAAGCAGUUCGCACCUUCGGCUGUGAUCUGCAAACUGGUUCCAUUUGUGACAGUAAACCUGGUGCUCCAGUCGCUCUACAUCGUGUGCUUGAUCAAUAUUUACAGACUAGUUUCUGUCUUGCGACCCUUCACGCAUCUGCGUUUCCUGACUCCUAAAACAGUACGCAUCUGUGCAACAAUCAUGAAGUUUGCUGUGUUCGGAUUCGUUCUUCCUCUUGUUCCCUUGAAGGGCAUGCCUCUGAAUAGCCAUUUAGACACGUAUUGCGACCCAAUCGUGAACGUCUGGCACCCACCUCCGGACAUGCUCCCGAAUUUAACCGCAUCAGUCGCGGUCACUGUCAUUGCAUUUGCAAUACCGCUUCUGAUACUCACCUAUACCAAUGCGAGGUUGCUGUUUAUCGCUUGUCGGGUAGUGCGUAGGAACGCAAACGUCAAACGAUCCCAAACGCUAUCCACAGACCAAAACCAAACCAUUAACCUGGAAUCUGGGAACAGUCGGUCAAAUCAACAGAAUAAUCGCAUCAAGUAUAAGAGCACUGUCCACCCUGCUUCAUCUGGCUUCAAAGGACUGAAGACAGUCAUCGUUGUCACGGGAUUAUUCUAUAUAUCCUGUAUCCCUUUUUGCUUUAUUGUCACCCGUGCUUUAAAGAACAAGGACUACUUGGAAUAUGAUGUUGUCUCCAUCUUUUUCCUCAUGAGUAAUACAUGGUGGAAUGGACCCGUCUUUAUAUACACAUCUAAGACCUUUAGAAAAGAGGCGUUCAAACUAAGGAAAGACAUGAAACUUUGGUUGAAGGGGAAGUUUAUUGGGGUCGGUCAUGACUGA
Molecule: messenger RNA, 1077 nt
Organism: Lytechinus pictus (painted urchin)
Lineage: Eukaryota; Metazoa; Echinodermata; Echinoidea; Temnopleuroida; Toxopneustidae
Exons: 1
Coding region: 1-1077 (358 amino acids)
Biological process (GO): G protein-coupled receptor signaling pathway
Cellular component (GO): membrane
Molecular function (GO): G protein-coupled receptor activity
Source: RefSeq, a predicted model, not a curated record